UUCCUGUGGGUGGAUGCCUAGAUGGGGAGGAGGGAGCGAAGGCUUAGCUGACCAGGCUGAUCUUGCCCAUACAGGUGUGCAUAACUCAAGGAAUGUGAGACAGUCUGAGUCAUGGACACUCCUCCUCCCUCCACCUGAGCUGGAAUAAAAUCAGCCCUCACCUGAGAAGGGGAUCCCACUACAGAUUUCUUACCUGCUCUUCUGGUUAUACCUCCCCUCCCCACACACACAUCUGGUGGGGAAAAAAAAGACACGGGUUGAAGAAACGACAGCAAGGGAAAGUGGAGAGAAAGGGAGCAGUUGAUAUUUGACCAGAGGGAGCAGAAAUUCCUGCAAAGAAGAAUUUCUUGGCUUGGCAUGUGGGUGCCUCUUGUUUGGAUUGUUGCAGAGGAUUUCAGCUUUGAAGCAGACCCAGCGCUAAUGAGGAGGAAGAGAAUGGAUGUGUCACUCCACAGGAUAUGGGCCAGGCUGCUCCUGCUGUCCCUGCUCUGUGCCACGGGCCUGUGCCAAAAGAACAAAAUUAAUAGCUGUGUGGCCUCCAGGGCAAAGAGCUGCACAGAAUGUAUCCGAGUGGACAAGGACUGCUCUUACUGCACGGAUGAGAACUUCAAAGACAGCCGAUGUGACUUGAGAGAGAACCUGGUGCUGUACGGCUGCAGUAAGGCCGGUAUCGUGUACAUGAAAGGCGAGAUGAGUGUCCAGCAGAACAUCAGCAUCAACACUUUUCUGAAGAAAACCCAGGUGUCUCCGCAGCAGAUGUACAUGCGGCUGAGAGCUGGGGAGGAGGCCAGCUUUGACAUGGAUGUCUUCCAGCCCCUCGAGAGCCCUGUGGAUCUCUACAUCCUCAUGGACUUCUCCUACUCCAUGUCUGAUGACUUGGAUAACCUCAAGAAAAUGGGCCAGCAGCUAGCGGAGGUCCUGCGAAAACUGACCUCGAAUUAUACCAUCGGUUUUGGCAAGUUCGUGGACAAAGUCUCAGUUCCACAAACAGACAUGAGACCUGAGAAGCUGCGAGAGCCCUGGAAUGAUGCUGAUCCUCCCUUCUCCUUCAAGAACGUCAUCCGCCUGACCAGCAACAUUGACCACUUCAGCCAGGAGCUGCUGAAGGAGCGUAUCUCCGGCAACCUGGAUGCCCCAGAGGGUGGCUUUGAUGCCAUCCUCCAGACAGCUGUUUGCAAGGAGAGCAUUGGCUGGAGGAAGGACAGCACUCACCUGCUGGUCUUCUCCACUGAGUCUGCCUUCCACUAUGAAGCCGACGGCACCAAUGUGUUGUCUGGGAUCCUGCAGCGUAACGACGAGCAGUGCCACCUGAGCCAGGACGGCACCUACACCUACGACACCAAGCAGGACUAUCCCUCUGUGCCCACCCUCGUGCGUCUGCUGGGCCAGCACAACAUCAUACCCAUCUUUGCCGUCACCAACCACUCCUACAGCUACUAUGAGAAACUGCACCGGUAUUUCCCCCUCUCAGAAAUUGGAGUGCUGCAGGAAGACUCCUCCAAUAUUGUGGAGCUGAUUCGCAUAGCUUUUGAGCGUAUCCGUUCCAAGAUGGACAUCCGCAUGGACUCUGUCCCCAGAUCCAUCAAGUUCAACAUUACUUCCUUGAAGUAUGAAAAGACUGAGUCGGGCUCCUUCUUUGUCUCCCGCGGGGAAGUGGGCAAGUUCAAUCUGCGUUUGAAAGCCCUGGAGAAGGUGGGUGGGGAGCAUGUCUGCAACCUCCAGGAGAAAGACCGGCAGGGAACAAUCCACGUGAAACCCUCCUCACUGAGCGACAGCCUGAAAAUUGAUGCCUCUGUCAUCUGUGAUGUCUGCCCCUGUGAGCUGCAAAAGGAAAGUAGAUCGUCCAAAUGUGGAUUCAACGGGGACUUCGUCUGCGGACGGUGUGUCUGCUACUCAAACUGGCGAGGGGACUCAUGUGACUGCUCCUCUGACUUUUCUGAGGACAACCAGGCCUGUAUCCGCCCUGGGGACGAGAAGCCUUGUUCAGGGCGGGGUGAAUGCCUCUGUGGGAAAUGCCAGUGCUACUCGGAGGACCUGACCCUGCGCUAUGAGGGCGACUACUGUGAAUUUGACAACUUCCAGUGUCCACGCACAUCUGGCUUCCUCUGUAAUGAUCGGGGUCGCUGCUACAUGGGCCAGUGUGCAUGUACAAGUGGCUGGGGAGGCCCUGGCUGUGAAUGUCCCACAAGCAACGAGACCUGCAUUGACAACAAUGGGGGAAUCUGCAAUGGCCGUGGGAAGUGUGAAUGUGGCAGGUGCAUUUGUGACAGCUCUUCUCCCUACAUGGACCCCACCUGCGAAAUAAAUUACUCCAUGCUUAUGCUUGGGGUGUGUGAAGAUACUCGAACCUGUGUCCAGUGCCAGGCCUGGGGGACUGGUAAGAAGAAGGGGAAGGAAUGCACUGAAUGCCCUUCCAAGAUCCAGAUGGUGGAUGAACUGAAAGAUGAGGAGGUGAAUGAGCACUGUUCAUUCCAGGAUGAGGAGGACGAUUGCACAUACCGUUACACCCUGAAAGCAGAUCCCAGCAUGCCACACAACAACACCAUCCUUGUGCAGAAGAAGAAAGAGUGCCCACCAGGAAGCUUCCUAUGGCUCAUCCCCCUGCUCAUCUUCCUGAUCCUGCUUCUGGGGCUGCUGCUGCUGCUCUGCUGGAAGUUCUGUGCUUGCUGCAAGGCUUGCCUGGCCCUGCUGCCCUGCUGUGCACAAGGCCGCACUGUCGGGUUCAAGGAGGACCACUACAUGCUCCGGCAGAGCCUCAUGGCCUCCGACCACCUGGACACCCCCAUGCUGCGCAGUGGCUCUCUGAAGGGCAGAGACACCGUGCGCUGGAAGAUCAACAACAAUGUCCACAAGCCAGGCUUCUCCUCCCAUGCAGCCACAAACACCAAAGAGCUGAUCCCAUACGGCAUCUCUCUGAGACUGGCUCGGCUUUUCACCCAGAACCUCACGAAACCAGACACCCGUGAAUGCGAGCAGCUGCGCAAGGAGGUGGAAGAGAAUCUGAAUGAUGCUUACAAGCACAUUCUUGGUGCUCACAGACUCCAACAGACUAAGUUCAGGGUGCAGCCCAAUGCAGGAAAAAGGCAGGACCACACCAUUUUGGACACAGUGCUCACUGCCCCCCUUGGAGCCAAACCUGAGAUCAUAAAGGUGACAGAAAAACACAUCGGGCAGGAGGCCUUCAAUGAUCUGAAGGUGUCACCUGGUUACUACACCGUGAUCUCUGACCAGGAUGCCCACGGCAUGGUGGAGUUCCAGGAAGGCGUGGAGCUGGUGGAUGUCCGCGUCCCACUCUUUAUCAGGGAAGAAGAUGAUGAUGAGAAGCAGCUGCAGGUGGAGGCCAUUGAUGUCCCCACAGGGAUAGCGAAGAUUGGACGCAGACUUGUCAACAUCACUAUCAUCAAAGAACAAGCCAGCAGCCUCAUCAGCUUCAUGCAGCCAGCCUACUCUCACAGCCGCUUUGACCAGGUGGCUAGGAUCCCUAUUGUUCGUGAGAUAAUAGACCAUGGGAAAUCCCAGAUCUCCUACAGGACUCGGGAUCUUACUGCCAAGGAAGGCAGGGACUACAUCUUCACAGAGGGUGACUUGCUCUUCCAACCUGGGGAGACACGGAAGGAGGUGCAGGUGCCACUGCUGGAAUUGACUGAGAUAGACACCCUUCUGCACACCCGCCAGCUCAAGCAGUUCACCGUGGAUCUCCUCAACCCCAAGUAUGGGGCCAAGAUCGGCAGAUACCCACAAACUGUGGUGACCAUUGCUGACCCAGAGGUCGUGGAUGGCACACCACUUCCACUGGGUCUGGGCCAAGUCCCUCAGUCUCCCAAGGGCAAAAUCAGUGCUCCACUCAAUCCAAAUGCCCAGGCCCUCAACUCCAGAAAGAUCCGGUUCAACUGGCUGCCACCCCCUGGCAAACCUCUGGGGUACAAGGUGAAGUACUGGAUCCAAGGGGACCCUGAGUCGGAAGCCCGGCUGAUCGAUUCCAAGGUCCCAUCAACAGAGCUGAGUAACCUGUACCCUUUCUGCGACUAUGAGAUGCAGGUCUCUGCCUACAACAGCAUGGGCCAGGGCCCGUACUCCAAUGUUGUCCAUUGCCGCACGCUGGAAGAAGUGCCCAGUGAGCCUGGACGCCUGGCUUUCAAUGUCGUCUCUUCUACGGUGACGCAGCUGAGCUGGGCUGAGCCUGCAGAGACUGGUGGGGAGAUCACGGCUUAUGAAGUCAGCUAUGGACUCGUCAACGAGGACAAUGUACCCAUCGGGCCAAUGAAGAAAGUGCUGGUUGAGGACCCAAAGAAGCGUAUGGUUCUGAUCGAAAACCUUCGGGAGUCCCAUCCAUACCGCUACAUGGUGAAGGCCAAGAACAGGGCUGGCUGGGGGCCUGAGAGAGAGGCUACAAUCAACCUUGCCACACAGCCCAAGCGCCCGUUGUCCAUUCCCAUCAUCCCUGAUGUGCCAAUCAUCGAUGCUGAGGGAGGUGAGGACUACGACAGCUACCUGAUGUACAGCACCGACAUGCUGCGCUCCCCAGCGGGCAGCAAGCGUCCCAGUGUCUCUGAUGACUCUGGGUCCAGGUGGAAAUAUGUGCAGCUGCUGGGGGAGGACUUGGAUCUUCGCCACAUCACCUGGAAGCUCCCAGCUGAAAUGAUCCCCCGCCUCUCCGGCAGCAGCUGCUUCUCCUCAGACACCGAGGGUCUCCUCCGUGAGGACAGUACCCCCUCAGAGCUGUCGGACACCAACACGGCCAGCGGCAGCCUGACAAGGAGUGGGACACCCCGGCCCCAAGCAGAGCACCUGGUGAAUGGCCGGAUGGAUUUCAACUUCCCUGGCAGCGGGGGCACCCUGACCCGGAUGGUCACUGCCAACUACAGCGAGCUGAGCUCGCACAUGCAGCAGGAAAGGAGGGUGAUGGGGAGCUCGACACUGACCAGAGACUACAACACGCUGGUGUCAGGACAUGACCAUCCAGGGAGGAAUCUCCCUCCCAUACGUGAAGAUGCUGGGAGGAUGGUCUUGCUGCCGCGGGAUGUAGGUUUCAGGAGCAGGGCAAAGGUGAAGGGUUACUACCCCAGCACUGGCUUUCGGGACUCUAUAAUCAUGACUGAUGAGUCCACUGGGAUUUGCAAGUAUAUAGAUUCCAGGGUGACCCCAGGCAUCCCCGACACACCCACCCGCCUGGUGUUCUCGGCGCUGGGACCCACCUCUCUGAAAGUCAGCUGGCAGGAGCCGCAGUGCGAGAAGGAGGUGCAGGGAUACAGCGUGCAGUACCAACUCCUCAACGGAGGAGAAGUAUACAGACUCACCAUCCCCCACCCCAGCCAAAACUCAGUGGUGGUGGAGGACCUGCUGCCCAACCAAUCCUACAUCUUCAAGGUGAGGGCCCAGAGCGAGGAGGGCUGGGGCCCAGACAGAGAAGGCGUCAUCACUAUUGAGUCCCAAGUGGAUCCACAGAGCCCGCUGAGCCCGGUGCCAGGUUCACCAUUCACACUGAGCACACCCAGUGCUCCAGGCCCCCUGGUGUUCACUGCCCUGAGCCCAGACUCCCUCCAGCUCAGCUGGGAGCGACCCCGUAAACCCAACGGGGCAAUUCUGGGCUACAUGGUCACCUGCGAGAUGCUGCAUGGGGGAGGAGAACCCAGGAACAUUUAUGUGGAGGGGGACAACCCAGAAACCACCUUGACAGUGCCCUACCUGACUGAGAAUGUCCCAUACAAGUUCAAAGUGCAAGCUAAGACCACGCAAGGCUUUGGACCAGAGAGAGAGGGUAUCAUCACCAUAGAGUCUCAAGAUGGAGGAGCCUUCUCACAGUUUGGAGGGCAACAGUACAUGAGAGAAGAAGUGUACAACUUCCCCACUGAAUACAGCACUAAAACCAGCCUCACCCACUCCUCUCUGGAUCCGCAUUUUGCAGAUGGCAUGCUGAUGACCUCCCAGCGGGUAGAGAGCAACAGCAGCACCCUCACCGAGCAGGUCACCAGAGAGUUCGUCAGCAGGACCAUGAUGUCCAGUGGCAUGCUCACCAAACAGACGGAGAGGCAGUUUUACGAAGCCUGAGCUGGGGAGAGGCUGCUGAAAGGAUGUCUCCAUUCAGACUGCAGAACAUUUCAAGCAGACCUAUUGUUUGGUCAGCUUCCUGACUGUGCCAGAGAGCCUGCCACAUCUCUCCCGGCAUAAAAUUACUGUGGCACUUGUCAAGCCAGUCUUUCUUUUGCAGCUUGCCAUGGUCAAGGGCACGGCACAGUUAGCAGUUGGGUUGGCAGGGGUCUUGAUGCCCAUUCAGAGCUCUCCUGGGUGUCCUUGGGUCUUUACUGAGGAUUUUGACAUUGGUGACUUCUCAGUGCUGGGGCAUUGCCCAGCCAUUUUGGAGUUCAAUGUAUAAUCCUUGCCUGCUGAUAUAGGUCUUUGGGUGCAUGUUACCUACAAGCUCUGAUGUUCCUGGAAGUUUGGCUGCACUGGGUUUUGGUUUGCAUUGAAACGUCCACAUUCACUCUACCCUGCACAUCACUUUUAACUUCCUCACCUUUCCAACUGCUUCAUCUAUUAAUUUCACCCCCAGGAAACAACUCCCCUAGAAGACAACUUCAUGAUCGUCCAGAAAUGUUUAAAGUUCUGUUUUGUUAUAAGUGUGUGUUGCCAGGUAGAAGGUGAGGGUAACCUACUCAUUCCCACCACGUGUUUUUGUAAAGCCCCUUGCUGCUAAUGUGCGGUACUGCAAUAACAAAUUAUAGCCUUGAGUUGCAUAGCAUUACCUGCAAUGCUCUAAUGCAGUGUUGCUUACACUAUUGUACAGUUUUCCUAGUAUAUAUAUUUAUAAAUGUAUUUUAUUAUUUUAUAAAGAAACCUAGGUAGAUGAGAUCUACACGGAACAAUAAGGACAGAAGAGGACUCUGGCUUUUGGAAGUCAUUAGCAAGUUCAGCAGAUAAGUUGAUAAGGACCAAUCCAGAGGCCAUUAAACCCGAUGGAAAGCCUCCCAGUGAUUUAAGUGAGCUUUAGAUCAGUCCCUACAUCCCUCAGCACUGACUCCUAUGAUACAGGGGCCCAACUUCUUGGAGCAUCUCAGUCAGAUGUGUUUACACGCUGCAUAGCAAGAAACAGCAGUCUUAGUGUAGCUCCAGUGUACUGUGGGUAAAAGCCAGGAGCAGCCAGGAAGGGAAGAUUAGUGCUUCAGGUCCCAUGGCAUGCUCUCAAAGGAGACAACAGAAGUAAUGUUUUUGCUGCAAACCCAAGACCAGGAUUCCCUGUUGAUUCCAUUGUUCACAAGUGGAGCUUAGCCCAGGUAGGGUGUGACUUUCAAAAGGCAUUUGUACCCCACAGAAAUGCCCUCUGUGGAAUAUAAGAUUCCAUUAUCAACCAGGAAGCACAAGGUGAUGGAAGAGAGAGCGAGCUGUUAGCCUCCUUCCCUUAGUCUAUCCCCAUUUUGGGACUGGAGUCUCUUUCCUGUUCAAGUUGACGCAUUUGUCUGUCUCAGCCAGUUUCUUUCUGUGGACCAACCAUUCCCAGACUUUAUCUGUGCCUGGCCAGAGCUUGGUGGCCAAGAUGCAACCCUGUGUACUAGGUCAAUUCUGUUAACUGCUAGCAAAUGUUGGGGGCAGCUGCAUCUCUGAGCAUCCUCCAGGGGUGCUUUGCUAGUUGUCACCACAUGGUCUUUAUACCUCCUCUUAAGGUGUAGCUCUUUCUGUUGGAGUCCUGGAAUAGUAGUUCUGGCCGGAAGGCAUGGUACUUAACGAUAGGGCUUGUACUCUCUGCUUUAACCCAGUUGACAGCAACACCCUGAGCUCAGCAUCCACUUCUGAAUUGGGAUGAUGAUGAUGACGACACAUACUAGGGACCUUGUACUAAGUGUGUAAGGUGGAGAUUUUCAAAGGCACCAAGGACAGAGGGAAUUGAGUUCCUGACUUCUGUCUGUGCUUUUGAAAAUCUUCCCCCAAACCUCUAUGAGUCAGCACAUGAGGUUAACUGGCUGUGCAAGAGCAGGAGGCAGCCAUGGUCUGAUGGGGCGAGCUCUGCACUGGAGCGAGUAAGUCAGUUCCUGGGUUCUAUCCCUGGUUGUGCUACUGAUUCCUUCCCUGACUUGGGCAAGAGGCUCAGCCUGGUGGUGCCCUCCGUCAAGUGGUGACAAGAGGACAUAGUGUUGUAAAAGACUGGAGUCUUCUAGUGAGAUGGGCUGUGGAAUGGCUUGAGUUGGCUCAACCCCUUACUCUCUAUUGGAGCAGCAUUGGGCUGGAACUUGUGCCUUCCUAAGCCAAACCCCUGCAACCAAAGCAUAAACUCUCUUUAGGCCCCAGGGGUGGCUCUUGGGGGAGGGGGGCUUAUCUAUGGAACUCCUUAAACACUUCUUUGCACCAUAGUUUAUAAAUACUAGCCACUUUUAGAGCUCAGUUCUGUCCUCCCGAUUUCAAUGGGAAUUUGUCCAUUACUUUUUAGUAUGAAUGAGAUCCACGCACCUGAUUGAGAUGUACAUUCAUGUUGUCCUGCACAACCCUACAGCUUUGGUGGAAGUUAGGUCUACUUCAGUUUGUGAUUUAAAACACAAGCAGCCCAGUCUGGUAGAGGUUAAACCAGACAUGGUUUUCUACUUCCAAACAAGCUACCUGGGUGUUUGUUUGGAAAGAAAGUUUCCAAGCAAACACCCAGUUGUCAUCUGCCUUAAUUUUCAGUUCCUGUUUUCCAUGGUUCUUUAUAACUGGGGUUAUUUUACCUGCACGGAUAGUGGUAAGAAAGUUUCAGUUGACAUGGUUCUUCUCCAACUGAAUGCUAGUCCUUUUUCUGUGUUCUGUACUGCAGAUGUCCCUUACACCUUGAUUCACAGCCUCGAGAGGGAACCCCGAUAGCAGUUUUAACCAAAGAGCUUGUUACACUGUCUGGAGCAGAAUGCAGCAUGGUGGCUGGUCCUGAUCCUGGCAUUCUUGCCCUAAAAACUGGGUUGUAUGCCUCUUCUAACAGGCAUGCCAGGCUAGAACACAAGUGCAGAAUACAGCUGAAUUCAGCUCUCUCCAAGGCAGCAGUCUGACAGCAGGUGUUCUGGACCAGAUGGCUUUGUAUUGCACUUAAUAAACAUUUCUCUAUA
Molecule: messenger RNA, 9062 nt
Organism: Alligator mississippiensis (American alligator)
Lineage: Eukaryota; Metazoa; Chordata; Crocodylia; Alligatoridae
Gene: ITGB4
Product: integrin subunit beta 4
Exons: 42
Coding region: 358-6048 (1896 amino acids)
Biological process (GO): cell communication; cell-matrix adhesion; integrin-mediated signaling pathway
Cellular component (GO): cell surface; integrin complex; focal adhesion
Molecular function (GO): integrin binding
Source: RefSeq, a predicted model, not a curated record